Molecule: messenger RNA, 444 nt
Organism: Schizosaccharomyces osmophilus
Lineage: Eukaryota; Fungi; Ascomycota; Schizosaccharomycetes; Schizosaccharomycetales; Schizosaccharomycetaceae
Gene: fun14
Product: integral mitochondrial outer membrane (MOM) protein
Exons: 2
Coding region: 1-444 (147 amino acids)
Biological process (GO): autophagy of mitochondrion
Cellular component (GO): mitochondrial outer membrane
Source: RefSeq, a predicted model, not a curated record
AUGAAUUUCUUCCGUUCUCAAUUCUCUUCUUUGCCUCUUUUUUAUCCUAGCUCAAUUUUAUGUGAGUCUGGUCCAACUGCUACUGCCGUUCGAACCACGAAUCGCUUCAAACUGAACUACCGCCAAAUCUUUACAGGAAGCUCACUUGGCCUAGCCGCUGGCUUUGCACUUGGUAAAUUCGGUCAGCUCUUCAUUGUAGCUGCCUCAAGCGUCCUUGCCACCAUUGCUUAUAUCAAUACAAAAGGUCUGAUAAAAAUAAACUGGUCUCAAAUUCAAAACAGGUUUAUCGGCCAAACCGAACGUUUUGGUGACCUUGGUACCAACGUUUCAGAGCAUUUACCGGCUCAAUCAACAUUCACCAAUAUACGAAACUGGGCUUUGACGAACCCCUGUUUUAAACUGAGUUUCCUGUCGGCGUUCUACGUUGGCUUAUCAUCUGCUUGA